This is a messenger RNA of Trichoderma harzianum CBS 226.95, 2170 nucleotides long. RefSeq lists its product as hypothetical. The coding region runs from base 375 to 2081 and encodes 568 amino acids. Gene Ontology annotation, molecular function: kinesin binding. The record is from RefSeq and is a predicted model, not a curated record. NCBI's taxonomy places the organism in Eukaryota, Fungi, Ascomycota, Sordariomycetes, Hypocreales, Hypocreaceae. Gene Ontology annotation, cellular component: membrane-bounded organelle; cytoplasm; kinesin complex. Gene Ontology annotation, biological process: microtubule-based movement. The transcript has a single exon.
CUUAUUUCAAUAGUAAAGACCUAUAGUAUAACUUACUGCAGAGCGGUCGAUCACACAAACUAGACUAGCUUCAAGAUCUGACAAAAGACAGAAUCCCCUUUCAUACGAUAAUGGGGUUACUAUGCGAUCACGGGCUUGCGCAGGCUGGUACACCUACUUUAUCGCAGAUUACAAAGUCAACUGGGUAUAGCGUGCAUGCUUACGUUCACUCCUGGAUAAUUAACGUUCUUAAUCAGAAAUCUAACAAUAAUAUAGCGCACGCAGCCCUUAAUUACGUAGAGUCUCAUAUCCCGAACCAGGAACAACCUAAGUUCUAGUCCAAGCAACGGCAGCUCCUAGGGCAUGCGGAUCGAUGCUAUGACUUAAUCAGUACCAUGCUUAUAGAAGAUAAAGACCUACGGCCAUUACAAUCACUAGGUUUCCUCUAUACCGAUCAAAAUCGACUUAGCAGGGCUGAAGCUUUGCUUAACCAAGUAAUUCAAGGGCUCGAAAAGACAUUAGGACCAAAGCACGCAUCAACACUUAACGCAGCCAACACUUUGGGACAAGCCCUUCGUUAUCAAGGCCGACUUAACGAAACUGAAGCCAUAUAUAAGAAAAUACUCCAAGAAAGAGAAUUGGUAUUAGGGCCAGAGCAUAUAACAACACUUGAAACAGUCAGCAAUAUGGCAGUGGUCUACAGAGAUCAAGGCCGACUUAAUGAAGCUGAAGCUUUACUUGAACGAGCACUUCAUGGCUCUGAAAAAGUAUUACAACCAGAACAUCCAUCAAUAUUCAGGAUACUUCAUAAUCUGGGGUUUGUUUAUAUUGCCAAACGCCAACUUGAUAAAGCUGAAGUUACAUAUAUACGAGUACUUCAGGGGGAGGAAAAGGUAUUGGGACCGGAGCAUAUAUCAACACUUGACACGGUUAACAAUCUUGGACUUAUCUAUCUUGAUCAACACCAACUUGAUAAAGCUGAAGCUAUGUUUAAGCGUGCACUUCAAGGGAAAGAGAAAGCAUGGGGAUUAGAUCAUACAUCAACCCUUGAAACAGUCCUUAAUUUAGGACUUGUUUAUAAAAAUCAGUUUCAAGCUGAUAAAGCUGAAGCUUUAUUAAACCAAGCACUUCAAGGGUUUGAAAAGGUAUUGGGACCAGAGCAUACAUCAACACUUUCAGCAACCCACAGCCUAGGAAUGUUGUAUAUGGCCCUGUUUCGAUGUACUGAAGCUGAAGCUUUAUUGAAGCAAGCACUUGAAGGGUUUGAGAAGGUAUCAGGACCAGAGCAUACAUUAACACUUGAAGUAGCCAAGCAUCUAGGAGAUAUCUAUAUUGGCCUAGAUCGAUUCGAUGAAGCUGAAGCCACACUUCAGCAAGCACUUCGAGGUUUCAACAAGGCAUUAGGACCAGAGCAUAUAUCAACACUUAUGACCGCCCAGAGCCUAGGAGGUCUCUAUAAGAGCCUGGAUCGAUUUAGUGAAGCUGAAGCUAUGUGUAAGCAAGCACUUCAAGGUUACGAGAAGGCAUUGGGACCAGCGCAUCCAUCAACACUUUUGGCAGCCCAGAGCCUAGGAGAUUUCUAUAUUACACAAGGCCAACUUAGCGAAGCUAAAGAUAUACUUGAGCGGGCGUUUGAGAGCUCCAAGGCAUCGGGACCAGAGAAUCCUAUGGCAUUCGCAAUCGUCAGCGGUCUAGGCCAGCUCUAUACUAAGCAAGGCCGACUUAGCGAAGCUGAAGCUAUGUUUAAUCAAGCACUUCAAGGGUUUGAGAAGGCAUCAGGACCAGAGAAAACUUCAACACUUGAAAUAGUCAAUAACAUGGGCCAUCUCUACACUAAACAAGGCCGAUUCGACGAAGCUGAAGCUAUGCAUGAGCGAGCACUUCAAGGUUUUGAGAAAGCCCUGGGGCCCCGUGCUAUUGAGACACACAUCCCCACGUUGGACUGUCUUGAGUGGUUUGGAGAUGUUUGUUAUAAACAAGGAAAAUUGCAAAACGCCAGGCAAUAUUAUCUUCGUGCACAUCACGGUCUUCGCGCUGUUCUUGGAGCUGAUUGCGAAAGGGUCAGAAGACUAUCGGAAGUAUUAGAGGAGAUUGGACAAUGACUUAUCGCUCUAUCAACUUUAUUAGUUUUGAGCUUAAUGUAUAUCGCGCACUUAGAGCGCUUAGAUUGAAUCAACGAGUAUCUCCCGUU